AUGGAGUUAAGCAUCGCCAGCCACAGAGGAAAGCAUGAGCCCGUCAUCGAGCAUAAAAAGGAGAAAGUCUUUGGACAAAAGACAGAUAAGCCGGUCAAGAAGCCUACCAAGGAAGCAAUGACAAUCAACAUUGUCCCGGUCAAAAUCUCCACCCGAGAUAAGAAGAGGGAAGUCAAAAGGAUGGAGUCAUCCCGAGAGGUAGAUAGACGUCGGCGCACCUUGAAGGAAUUGGAGGAGAAAACAUACCCUUUUCCUGACUCCGAUGUCGCAGGUAUGCUUGAGGAUUUGCUGGAAAAGAAGGUGAUCGAAUUGUCGGAAUGUAAGCGGCCUGAGGAGAUGAACCGGGUCAACGACCCUAAAUUUUGUAAAUACCAUAGAAUUGUCAGCCAUCCAGUAGAAAAGUGCUUCGUGUUGAAGGAGCUAAUUAUGAACUUAGCUAGGCAAGGAAGGAUCGAGUUAGAUGUUGACGAAAUUGCAGAGGUGAACGUUGCCACAAUUGUGUUCGGAUCCUUUGAUCCGGUGCCGUUGCCCGUAUUGUCAAAAAGAUCGGAGUUUCAAUCUACAAGGGGCAUGCACCAGAAGACUGGUCUAUGUACAGAAGAAGUGGUGGGCGAACCAAACAAUCAAUGUGGUGAUGGCUUUGUUGGUAACUUGUCUUUUGAUGACAAUGAAGGAUGGAUGCUCGUUACUCGGUGGAAGUCUCGUACGAAGCGCAUUCCGCAACGACAAAAUGCUCAAUCAAAGAAGGAGCGGAGAAAGAGAGGCUCGCACCAACAUUCUAAGAACAAAACCUAA
Molecule: messenger RNA, 795 nt
Organism: Prunus armeniaca (apricot)
Lineage: Eukaryota; Viridiplantae; Streptophyta; Magnoliopsida; Rosales; Rosaceae
Source: the annotation of a GenBank genome assembly